Messenger RNA from Osmerus eperlanus (European smelt), 2052 nucleotides. RefSeq names its product myosin-binding protein H-like. Gene Ontology annotation, molecular function: protein binding. Lineage: Eukaryota; Metazoa; Chordata; Actinopteri; Osmeriformes; Osmeridae. The record is from RefSeq and is a predicted model, not a curated record.
GGUAUCAUCAGCACCAUGUCAGACAAACCAGCUCCACCUGCAGAGGAGGCGGCCCCAGCGGAGGCUGCGCCAGCCGAAGUUCCCGCAGAGGCCCCCGCGGAAGCAGCUCCUGAAGCAGAGGCUGCCCCCGCCGCGCCCGCAGAGGAGGCUCCCGCAGCGGAAGCCGCUGCCGCGCCUGCAGAGGAAGGAGCUGCUCCAGCUGCUGACGCUCCCGCAGAUGCUGCUCCAGCUGAACCUGCCCCUGUAGAAGAGCCACCCAAGGCCCCCACACCACCACCUCCUGCAGAACCCACCAGUGCUCCUCUGAACGUGGCUGUGGAGGAUGUGAACGACACCAGUCUCACCAUCAAAUGGAGAAGUCCAGAGGUCCUUGGAGACUCUGGUCUGGAUGGAUAUACCAUUGAGUACUGCAAAGAUGGAGCCACUGAAUGGGUCGUGGCCAACGCAGAACUCACUGUGGCAAACCGCCUCGUGCUCAAGGAUCUGACAACCGGUGACCUGCUGAACGUGCGCGUGGUGGCCGUUAAUGCCGGUGGCCGCAGUGAGGCCGCCGCCCUGGUCGAGCCUGUGCACAUCCGGGAGGUUGUCGAUCGCCCCAAGAUCCGCAUGCCCCGCUUCCUCAGGACUCGCCUUGUCAAGCAUCUCGGAGAGAAGAUCAACCUGCUUAUUCCCUACAAUGGCAAGCCCAAGCCUGUGGUCACCUGGACCAAGAACGGCGAGCCUUUGGAUUCAAAGAGGGCUAACGUUCGCAACAGCGAUAAGGACAGCAUCCUGUUCAUCCGCACCUCUCAGAGGGACGACUCAGGCGUCUACGAGAUGAACGUCAAGGUCGACAGCUUUGAGGACAAGUCCAGUUUUGUCAUCCAGAUUGUGGAGCUGCCAGGGCCUCCUGCCAGUGUGAAGCUGGUGGAUACCUGGGGCUUCAACGCAGAAUGGACCCCUCCCGUUGACAGCGGUAACACAGAGGUCACCGGGUACACCAUCCAGAAGGCUGACAAGAAGACCGGGGACUGGUUCACUGUGCUGGAGCACUACCACAGGCUAAACGCCACCAUCUCUGACCUCAUCAUGGGAAAUUCCUACGUCUUCCGUGUCUAUACGGAGAACAAGGUUGGGAUGAGCGAGGAGGCAGCCGUCACCACAGAGUCCGCUACCAUCCAGAAGAUAGGCAUCAGCUACAAGCCACCAGAGUACAAGGAGCAUGACUUCAGCGAGGCUCCCAAGUUCACCGCCUCCCUCAACGACCGUGCUGCCACCGUGGGAUACACCACCAAGCUGCUGUGUGCCGUGCGUGGAAGCCCCAUGCCCAAGGUCAUGUGGAUGAAGAACCAGAUUCCCAUCGGUGAAGACCCCAAGUACCGUCAGAUCUCCAACCAGGGCGUGUGCUCCCUGGAGAUCCGCAAGACCGGCAACUAUGAUGGGGGCGUGUACACCUGCAAGGCCAAAAACGCCCACGGAGAGGCAGUGGUAGCCUGCAAGCUAGAGGUCAAACAGGUCAUUGUUGCAGACGCUGAUAAGGAGAAGGAGGAGGAGUAAAACAAAACCAAUACACACACAGUGCCUUAGCAGGACCAGUGGGAGUCUGGACCUUAGGUUUCAAAUAUUGUUGAUGGAGUUGAGCAAGACAGACGAUUGGCUGCACUGCAGCAUGUACAUAAGAAGAAGGAGGAGAGGACAUCACCCCCCCCCCCCCCCCCACACACACACACACACACACACACACACUCCCCUCCCAGCUCCACCCCUGUGUACCCACCCUAUGAGGACUGCAGGAAAACCCCCAUCCCAGAUGUUCUUAUUUGUUAAACCCAAACCAACCUGUCGAAGUAACGCCAAAGAAUACACCUGGAAACACAUUGGAUGUAUGCUUAGUUGUGCAGGCUAGCGUCGAGGGAGUCACUGUUAUCCAGCGCUAUUUAUUUCUGCUGCCUUGUGUCUGUCUGCUGUUUAUUUUCACCCGUGUGUUUGCUCAAUAAAAGGGUGAACCCACAGACCUGUGAGUGUGAAUGUGCUGUGCAUGAAUAUGCAUUAAAGUGUAUUUUUUGAGACAGA